AUGGCCAUGCAGUUGGCAAUGCAGCAGCUGAAAUCCACUGUCUCCCUGGAGAUGCUGGUGUGGGCAGGUGGCAAACUACUGGUUGAAAAGAAUGAUGAGGACCAAAAGAUUGAACAAGAUGGUGUCAAACCGGAAGAUAAGGCUCAUAAGGCUGCGACCAAAAUUCAGGCUAGCUUCCGUGGACACAUAACAAGGAAAAAGCUCAAAGGCGAGAAGAAGGGAGAUGCACCCGCUGCUGAGGCCGAGGCCAAGGAGAAGGAGGAUACUCCCAUGGCUGAUGGUGUGGAGAAGAAGGAUGGAGACGGCCCUGCUACUACCGAUGCAGCCCCAGCCACCAGCCCCAAGGCUGAGGAGCCCAGCAAGGCAGGAGAUGCGCCUUCUGAGGAGAAGAAGGGCGAGGGGGAUGCGGCCCCCUCGGAGGAAAAGGCCGGCUCAGCUGAGACAGAAAGUGCUGCUAAAGCUACCACUGAUAACUCGCCGUCCUCCAAGGCUGAAGAUGGCCCAGCCAAGGAGGAGCCAAAACAAGCCGAUGUGCCUGCUGCUGUCACUGAUGCUGCUGCCACCACCCCUGCUGCAGAGGAUGCCGCCACCAAGGCUGCGCAGCCUCCAACGGAGACUGCAGAAAGCAGCCAAGCUGAGGAGGAAAAAGAAGCUGUAGAUGAAGCCAAACCUAAGGAAAGUGCCCGACAGGAUGAGGGUAAAGAAGACCCCGAGGCUGACCAAGAACAUGCCUGA
This is a messenger RNA of Apodemus sylvaticus (European woodmouse), 735 nucleotides long. RefSeq names its product growth associated protein 43 (gene Gap43). Gene Ontology annotation, cellular component: postsynaptic density; plasma membrane; cytoplasm. The record is from RefSeq and is a predicted model, not a curated record. Gene Ontology annotation, biological process: axon choice point recognition; axon regeneration; tissue regeneration. The coding region runs from base 1 to 735 and encodes 244 amino acids. The transcript has 4 exons. Gene Ontology annotation, molecular function: calmodulin binding; lysophosphatidic acid binding; phosphatidylinositol phosphate binding. NCBI's taxonomy places the organism in Eukaryota, Metazoa, Chordata, Mammalia, Rodentia, Muridae.